Molecule: messenger RNA, 994 nt
Organism: Vitrella brassicaformis
Lineage: Eukaryota; Vitrellaceae
Source: the annotation of a GenBank genome assembly
UGGAGGCAUGGAUGUGACAAUUCAUGCCAAUCGACUGUCCGUCCAUCAGGCUGUGACAAAUAUAAUACAUUCACGUGCACAGGUGCUCUCCAUCCACUGAUGCAUUCCACAUUUGUGUCCGUGCCAAGAUGGCAGCUUUGGUCGUGCGACGCAUCUCGCAACUCAUGAGUUGCGAGAGCGGCUCAUGACCAUCGCUGCCGCAGUGGCGCCGGCACAACAGGAAUGCACUGUGUCGCGCAAAAGUACGUCAGUGACUGCCUGACUCUCUGUACACAAGCAGGAGGCCGCUAGAGAUGAAAUCAGUGGGAAGAACAGUGGGAAGAACAGCCAAUGAUACGACAGGGCGAUCAUUCGACACCGAACUUCCGCCUGAGCUCCGCGAGCUCCUCCUUCUGCUUCUCGGCGUCCUUUUUCUUCUGCAGCUUCGCCGCAUUGUAGUAUAAGACAACGAGAUACCUGUGACGACACAAGCAACGCACGUGUGGUGCAGUGGCACGUGCAUUCGAGCGGUCUUUUUCCCUCGUGUGGUUCUGACCUGCCGGCGACGUGGAAGCCUGACAGGUGGUCGACGGCGUUCUUGGCGUCAUAGAUGUCCUCAUACACGACAAACGCCGUACCCCUCGUGUCGGGAGCGUUGCCUCUGAUGCGCAGAGGACAGGACACAUCAAGGAAGGAGGAGGUGAUGCCCUGCUAUCACUGACACAUGCACACGUGGUCCUCCUCACUUGCGUAUUUGCCGUAUUGGUCCGUAUUUGCCGAAUAUGUCGUACAGCUCCUCAGCUGUGAUCUUGUAGGGCAGAUUCCUGACGAGACAACGACACGGAGAAGCAUGGUGGGUGCGGGCACGUUUGGCGUGAUGUUGCUGCUGCGCUCACCUGACGUAGAUGAUCCUGUUGACCUCUGGCGGCAGCCUCACCUUCUUGCCGCUCAUAGUGAAUCUGAGUAACGUGAGUUCACAGAGCUAUAUCGAAUGGAAUUGUCAGAAAGCGCUGCU